CUGCAUCUAAUGCGAUGAUUUGAACCAUGGUCUCCCCAACUUAGAGUGCUUUUGUGCCUGGUCGAUUUAUCACAGAUAAUGUGAUGGCAGCUUUUGAGUGUUUUCACACGAUGAAGAGAAGACAAAAAGGAAAGAUUGGCCAUUUUGCAGCAAAAAUUGAUAUGGCAAAGGCACAUGAUCGAGUGGAGUGGAGUUUUCUAGAAGGAGCUAUGCGGAAAAUGGGUUUUGCUGAAGCAUGGGUACAGAAGAUUAUGGUAUGUGUACGGUCUGUUACUUACUCUAUCUUAGUAAAUGGCAACCAGUCAGCAGCUAUUUCUCCGGGGAGAGGGAUCAGGCAGGGAGACCCAUUGUCACCCUACCUGUUUCUGUUAUGUGCGGAGGGAUUGUCAGCAUAUACUGAGAAAGCAGUUCAGGAAAAACGGUUACAUGGGCUUCAACCUGCUGCUGGUGCUCCUGUUAUUUCCCAUCUGUUUUUCGCGGAUGAUAGUAUUUUCUUUGCCAGAGCAACUCAACAGGAAUGCAUCAUCCUGAAAGAGAUUUUGUCAGAUUAUGAGAGGGAGUCGGGCCAGUUGGUAAGCUUUCAAAAAUCAGAAGUUUCUUUUAGCAAGAAUGUCUCACCGCAUAACAAGUUGAUUAUUGGAGGCACUCUGGGUAUGAGCAUUGUUGAGAAACAUGAGAAAUAUUUGGGAUUAGCAACAACUGCAGGGCGAUCAAAGAAGGAACUAUUUUCUGGGUUAGUAGACCGAGUUCGGAAGAAGCUAAAAGGGUGGAAAGAAAGAGUGAUGUCUGUUGCAGCACGAGAAGUCCUUAUUAAGUCUGUGGUUCAAGCUCAGUUAUCAUACGCGAUGUCGGUUUUUAAAAUCCCGGAGGGUAUUCUUGAGCAAGUACACAGCUUGAUGACGACGUUCUGGUGGGGUCAGAAGGGCUCUGAAAGAAGAGUUCAUUGGAUAAGAAGGGAGGAACUGGUCUGCCCAAAGAUGGAGGGCGGUAUGGGCUUUCGGGAUAUGAAGGGAUUUAAUCUAGCACUAUUAGCCAAGCAGCUGUGGAAUCUCUAUCAACGCCCUGAAUCACUGAUUGCAAGGAUCUUAAGAGCAAAAUAUCAUAAGAGGUCGUCCAUUCUGGAGGCGAAUGUGGGUCAUAAUCCCAGUUUUGUUUGGCGUAGCUUAUUUACAGCUCAGGAAUUUUUGCACAGGGGAUUACGGUGGAGGAUUGGCAACGGGGACUCGGUCAGGAUAUGGGGAGACAAAUGGAUACCGCAUAAGGAAAUUCAGUAUGUCACUUCAUCACCGAGGGGAUUGCCAGUGGAUGCGAGGGUAAGCGACUUAAUCGAUCCCAUUACAGAAGUUUGGGAUUUGCCCACUCUCGAGAAAUGCUUCCCGGCGGAGAUGAUUCAGACCGUUCUGCAGAUCCCUCUGCGUGGAUUUCAUGAGCGGGAUAAAUUAAUAUGGAGCUCCAGCAAAGAUGGGAAUUAUACAGUGAAGGAUGGAUAUCAUGUGUGGCUGCAACAGUUCAAGGUGGAAGAGGGAGUGGAGCCGGCAGGUGAUGAGGGAGUUUGGAAGAAGCUUUGGGCGGCGAAGGUAGCUCCGAAGGUAAAAAUCUUCUUAUGGAAGUUCGCUAGGAAUGUGUUGCCGACUGGGGAUCACAUAAGUGGAAAGAGUCAGCGGUGGGGAGACCAGUGCCCGUUCUGCAAUUUGAAAGAGACACAAUUACAUUUUUUCGGCGACUGCUCGUGGACGAGCCGAAUAUGGAGGGCGUCUGACCUCGCAGACUGCUUUGAAUACCAGCCGGCUCUGAACUGCUUCCAAUGGCUGCAGCAGGUGAUGGACCGAGUUGACGAUGAGAAGCUGGGAAGGUGGAGUGUCCUCUUGUGGUUUUUGUGGAAGGAAAGGAAUGCCCAGAUGUUCAAUGGAGUAAAGGUGCCGGAAGAGGAAAUUACGACGAGGGCGUGGAGCUUUUUUGAUGAUUAUCAGCGCCACCAACAACUGCAUCCUAUACAACAAGAAGAGAAGGAAAUGAGCGAAGGAUGGAAGAAGCCAGGGUUGGGGUCUCACAAAAUCAACACGGAUGUCGGGGUUGACGAGGCAGAUGGUAUAAGGCUGGGUGUAGUGAUUCGCGACUCAGGAGGUAAGUUCUUGCUAUCGGCGACUAAGCGAGUACAUGGCAGCUUCGAAGUGGAGAUGGGCGAAGCGCUGGCGGCGGAAUACGGAAUGCAGCUGGCUCUGCAGUUCGCGAUCACACAUCCCAUUUUGGAAUCCGACUGCCUCCCAUUGAUUCAGAAGAUCGACGCAGCGGCAAGUAUACACACAGAAAUUGGGGUGAUUUGCAGAAACAUUCGUCACAUUUUUAAUGAGAUUGGGCAAGGUUCGUGGAAUCAUGUUCGUCGGAUGGCAAAUGAAGCAGCGCAUAUCAUGGCACACUCCAGAGAUCUCUCGUCUAAUGCAAUUGUUUGGUUGGAUAAUCCCCCUCCUUGUUUAGUUCACCAGCUACAGCUGGAUAACGCUAUGGCGGAUUCUGAUUAAUGGAAGUAAAGCAGAUUUUCAGUCAAAAAAAAAAAAAAAACCAUGGUCUCUUCCAUCAAAGACAAGAAUUGUAACUAAUUAGAAUAGACACAUUUAUUGUACUUCAUUAAUACAAAGGCUUAAUUGCAAGUUUGGUCACUCGAAUUGCUAUAAAAUUUCACUUUUGCCACUCAAAUUGAUGUAUUCCAUUUAUAGUCACUUGAAUUAGUUGAACAGUCCAAGUUUGGUCACUCUCCGUUAACCUCUGUUAGACUCCGUUAAUGACGACCGUUAAGUGAUGACGUGGCUAACAGAAAAUCACAGUCAGCAUAUUUUAACACUAAAAAAUGACGACCCGACCCGCCACGUCACAUUUACCCGCCAUGUCAUGCCCAAACCGCGAACCAUCCCAAUUAAUUGACCCCAACCCAAUUAGAAGUCACAGAACCCAUUGUGGUGCUGGGUUGAUUAACCCUAAACCAAAGAUCUAAGAGAAAGCCAUUGAUUCCGAUGGGUUCAGUAAUUCUACCUUGAGAUGGCAAUUAGAGAGCUUAACAAAAACAGAACCCGCUCUAUCCCCUGCAGUUAAUAACAACCACGAGAUUUAGCACGAAAAUAAGGAAUCUGACAGAGAGGAGGAAGGACGGGUAGCAGGUGGCCGGCGACAUACAUGAUUUGGCGAGUUUGAAAUGGUUGGCAGAUUUAGCGUACAACUCAGCGACAUCUUUGCUUGGACCCAAAUACGCUCCAGCCGCUGAUCUUCUUCUCAGCCUUCCUCUCGAAUUCUUCUCCCUUUGCUAUUUGAUCGUCGAUGUCCUUCACCGAAGCGUUGGCCGGAUUUCUGAAUGAUCUCCCUCUUAGUGGAGACCGGAACGACGGUACGCGGGUUGGGCAAUUAAUUGGGUUUCGUUUUUGGGUUUGGGUCAACUAAUUGGGUUGGUUCGCGGGUUGGGCAAGAAGAGCUGACAUGGCGGGUAAAUGUGACAUGGCGGGUCGGGUUGUCAUUUUUUAGUGUUAAAAUAUGUUGACUGUGAUUUUCUGUUAGCCACGUCAUCACUUAACGGUCGUCAUUAACGGAGUCUAACGGAGGUUAACGGAGAGUGACCGAACUUGGACUGUUCAACUAAUUCGAGUGACUAUAAAUGGAAUAAACCAAUUGAAGUGGCAAACGUGAAAUUUUAUAGCAAUUCGAGUGAUCAAACUUGCAAUUAAGCCUUAAUACAAAAUAUAGAGGAAGUUAAAAUUAGGGUUAUAGGUAUAAUAUGCCCCUCUACUAUGACGUUUUAUCUAACAUGCCCCUCUAUUAUUUUUUACAUCAAACAUGCCCCUAUACUUUGUAAAAAUGAUCAAACAUGCCCUUUUGUUAAAAUUUUCAUCAAAAAACCGUUAACCAAGGCCGAACUUUAGUUUGGGUGAUGUCGAUGUCCCUCCCAAUUGCCGAUGUCGGGUCGUCUAAAUCUCAAUUCAACCAUGAUUGACGAUUUUUUCAAUGGAAAUUUUAACAGAAGGGCAUGAUUGAUAAUUUUUUUCAAACUACAUGGGCAUAUUUGAUGUAAAAAAUAGUAGAGGGGCAUGUUUGAUAAAACGUCAUAAUAGAGGGUCAUAUUAUACCUAUAACCCUUAAAAUUAUGAAAACAUAGUACUUUUCUAUCAUGGUUAGUUAGCUCGCUAAGUCUCUUGUAAGUAUUUUGUGGUGUUUGAUAAUUCUAUUUUUCAUAUUUUAAUAAUUAAUUUAGAAUUUUUUCUAACUUAUAAAUGAAGGAUAAUCUUAAAAUCUCAACACAAAUAUCAUUGGUUGGAUGCGCAUUGAAUUGAAGUGUUCAAUGACGACAUAAGAACAUUGGUAUCAUACAUUUCAAGAAAAUAAACAUGACAAACAUCGAUACUAAUUAUCUCGACAGUCUAUGUUCAAAUUCGAAUUUGUUUAAUAAUUUAAUUUGAGUGAUAGUUUAGUCAAAGCAAACAAAUAAUUCACGAUUGUGUAUAAAUAAAAAUAAAAACA
Linum trigynum is the source of this 4500-nucleotide messenger RNA. NCBI's taxonomy places the organism in Eukaryota, Viridiplantae, Streptophyta, Magnoliopsida, Malpighiales, Linaceae. The record is from the annotation of a GenBank genome assembly.